UUUUCUUUGAGUAACGUUGAACUUCAAGACCUUGACUUAUAAAGGCAGGGGAGGACCACUAAAGGGAUUUGCUGGAACUAUUUAAGGAACUUGUUUGUGACAAUUAGUAGAAGAAAUGGCUGGAGAUUUAACAGUGAAAGUAAAUGAUGGAGUUGAUCGGUGCAGUAAGACAUGUAAUAUCGUGGUUCAGGUGAUUGUGGGCCUUAUCUUUACAGCAUUUGGCAUCGCUAUGAUUGUAGUAGGUGCCAUUUACUUGAACAGUUGUCCAGCUCAAACUUAUGUUCCAAUAUAUUUAAUUGUUGCUGGAGCUUUCUUCCUGUCGUUUUGGCUGUUGUUUCCAUUAGAGUUCUUCCAUGCUAAACUAAGAAAGAUAUUAAGUGCCCUUGUUGCUGUUUUCUUGUUUGCCUGGCUUAUUGCAGGCAGUGUGUGGGUGUUCGGAAUAUUUAACAAUAGUACAAGAGCCUGCCAUAGAAGCAUGUAUCUCUUCACUUUCUCAAUCAUAAUCAUACAGUACAUAUUAUUGGGACUAGCAAUCAUUUUUGGUCUCAUUGCAUGUUUCUGCUCCAAAAUGACGUGUUGCUGCAGCUGCUGGAACAAAAAAGUUUGAAAAUCUUAUGGAAGAAAGAUUCACAACAGUGUUAUCGUAUGAGCAAAAAAUACAUUGGGGCAUAUUUCUGAUCUUGCUUGCGUUUGUUUGAAACAGUGUCAGAAAAUGCAUGAAAGGCACUGAUUGCCAUUUUUUUUAACUUUGUGGCAAAAAACACGAGAUUUAUUAUUUAUAUCUGGGAAUUUAUAUAGCAACUUAUACAGAGAUUACGAUCUUUCUUACACUUUGUGACACCUUUUCUAAUGAAUGGGAGCAUUGAUCUUGAUUUAUGUAUUACACAUACAUAUAUAUAUAUAUAUUUAUAUAUAAUAUAUAUAUAAUAUUAAUAAUGUCAGUGAUAAUUUAAAAUUACCUUUUCACUUGUGUAUUGUAUCCUCACCAAAAAGAAUAUAAAGUACCUAAUAAAUGAGUAUAUAUUACUACAAUG
Molecule: messenger RNA, 1034 nt
Organism: Xenopus laevis (African clawed frog)
Lineage: Eukaryota; Metazoa; Chordata; Amphibia; Anura; Pipidae
Product: transmembrane protein 272-like
Exons: 7
Coding region: 116-607 (163 amino acids)
Source: RefSeq, a predicted model, not a curated record